Messenger RNA from Pipistrellus nathusii (Nathusius's pipistrelle), 1566 nucleotides. The record is from the annotation of a GenBank genome assembly. NCBI's taxonomy places the organism in Eukaryota, Metazoa, Chordata, Mammalia, Chiroptera, Vespertilionidae.
AUGGUGGACCGGGGCCCUCUGCUCACCUCGGCCAUCAUCUUCUACCUGGCCAUCGGGGCGGCGAUCUUCGAGGUGCUGGAGGAGCCGCACUGGAAGGAGGCGAAGAAGAAGUACUACACGGAGAAGCUGCAUCUGCUCACCAAGUUCCCAUGCCUGAGCCAGGAGGGCCUGGACGAGAUCCUGCAGGUCGUAUCCAAUGCUGCUGGUGAGGGCGUGGCCAUCACAGGGAACCAGACCUUCAACAACUGGAACUGGCCCAAUGCGAUGAUUUUUGCAGCCACUGUCAUCACUACCAUCGGUUACGGCAACGUGGCCCCCAAGACCCCCGCGGGGCGUCUCUUCUGUGUCUUCUACGGCCUCUUCGGGGUGCCGCUGUGCCUGACGUGGAUCAACGCCCUGGGCAAGUUCUUCGGGGGGCGUGCCAAGCGGCUGGGCCAGUUCCUCACCAAGAGAGGCAUGAGCCUGCGGAAGGCGCAGAUCACGUGCACGGCCAUCUUCAUCGUGUGGGGCGUGCUGGUCCACCUGGUGAUCCCGCCCUUCGUGUUCAUGGUGACCGAGGAGUGGAACUACAUCCAGGGCCUCUACUACUCCUUCAUCACCAUCUCCACCAUCGGCUUCGGCGACUUCGUGGCUGGUGUGAACCCUAGCGCCAACUACCACGCCCUAUACCGCUACUUCGUGGAGCUGUGGAUCUACCUGGGGCUGGCCUGGCUGUCCCUCUUCGUCAACUGGAAGGUGAGCAUGUUCGUGGAGGUGCACAAGGCCAUCAAGAAGCGGCGGCGGCGGCGGAAGGAGUCCUUCGAGAGCUCCCCGCACUCCAAGAAGGCGCUGCAGAUGGCGGGCGGCCCCGCCGCCAAGGACGUCAACAUCUUCAGCUUCCUGUCCAAGAAGGAGGAGACCUACAACGACCUCAUCAAGCAGAUCGGGAAGAAGGCCAUGAAGACGAGCGGGGGCGGGGAGAGAAGCCCGGGGACGGGGCCCGGGACCGGACCUGGACCUGGACCGGGACCCGGACCAGGACCGGGACUGGGACCGGGACCGGGGCCUCAGGGGGAUGGGCUGCCGGGCGUCCCCGCCUCCCUGGCCCCCCUGGUGUUCUACUCCAAGAACCGGGUGCCCAGCUUGGAGGAGGUGUCUCAGACGCUGAGGAGCAAAGGGCACGUGUCACGAUCCCCCAAUGAGGAGGCCGGGGCCGGGCCCCCCGAAGGCGGCUCCCCCACCUCCGCCUCCGAGGUCUUCAUCAACCAGCUGGACCGCAUCAGCGAGGAGGGCGAGCCGUGGGACGCCCAGGACUACCACCCGCUCAUCUUCCAGAACCCCAACAUCACCUUCACCAACGAGGAGACCAGCCUCCUGGAAGAGGAGACGUCCAAGUCCUCGCUGGAGGACAACCUGGCCGGCGAGGAGCGGCCCCCGGAAGAGGCGGAGGCCCAGGCGCCCCUGACCUUGGGCGAGUUCCCCUCCUCGGAUGAGUCCACCUUCACCAGCACCGAGUCCGAGUUCUCCGUGCCUUACGAACAGCUUAUGAACGAGUACAACAAGGCCGAUUGCCCCAGGGACACGUGA